Symbiodinium pilosum is the source of this 4119-nucleotide messenger RNA. Lineage: Eukaryota; Dinophyceae; Suessiales; Symbiodiniaceae. The record is from the annotation of a GenBank genome assembly.
GACACGAAGGCCAACGAUUGCUAUUCCGCGCUCUUGAAGCUGCAACAAGAUGGGGCAUCCGGAUUUUCAGCGCAAGCGCUGCUGGAUUUGCAGAAGGAAGUCAGCGAGACCCUGCUGACAGCUACAUUAGCGAAAGUAACUCAGGAGCAUGAGGGAAGAAAAGGCGUCGAGGCCGAGCUUACAGACUUACGCGCUCAAUUGGUGAGGAAUGAAUCAAAGCUCGAAAACACAUCUGCUGAACUAAGAAAGGAGAGACUUGCAAGGGCAGCCGCUGAGUCCAAGCUUGAAGACGCAUUGGCCAAACUGGAGAGGGAGAAAGUUGAGAAAGAUGCCGCCGAUUCCGCGCUCAAAGAUCUGAGCGCAGAUCUAGCCCAGAAACGACUUGACAUUUCAGCCGCUCAGUCCAAGCUGAAUGACACGCUUGCCGAGCUGGAGAUGGAAAGGGAGCAAAGACAAGCUGCCGAGAAGCGGCUUUCUGACUUGCAGGUGCAGAAGCACGCUGCUCAUCAUGGUGCAUGCUGGCAGUACGAGAUGGACGGCCAUUGGCACCCAUUUUCACCAGAAGGAAACGCUCAGAUGCAUCACGCUUAUUUGACAUACAUUCAGCACAUGCAAUGCUUCACCGCAAAGAUUGUCGCCGGGGGAGUUGAACGUGUAGUGGACUUUAAGGCCAUGACUCAGACGCAUGUAACCACCUGGAAAAAACGAAACAUUCGUAUUGUUGCCGGUGUUCCUCCACAGUGGGUGAGUACCCCAGCCGCUUUGCUGACACAGCGUGACAAUCUGGCAACCUUUUACGUUGAGGUUCAGGAUGCAGGGGUCAUCGAGUGGGCCAACCGCAUUCUUCGAUCGACAGGUCACGCAUCGGAUGCAGCGACCAUUUGUUCCCACAUGAAGAAGGCCACCAUCAAGUCUGUCCAUCGAAUUGAGAACUUUCAGCUUUGGCAUCGAUACCAAGCAAGGCUAGCUGCCAUGAGAGAAGACCAGGCAAAGUACAAUGUUUCUGUAUGGCCUGCAGAUCUUGAUCUUGAUGGCGUUGAGGGCACCAUGGGACUUUGCCAGUCCCAUUUCGACUGCGGAGAGCCAUUGGCUGGCGAUGUGGAUGAGAAGAUUUUGCUGCAUGGGACGUCUUGGCAAAAUGCUAAUUCCAUCGUCAUGCAUGGUUUCGAUCAUCGCACCUGUACGCGUGGAAUGUAUGGGGAUGGGGUUUACUUUGCCAGUGCUGCGUGCAAGAGUCAUCAGUACUCUUGCGGGAUCCACACGGGCAAGACCUCCUGUACUUGUAAAUGUGAGAGGACUUUGAUCAUUGCCCGCGUUGCGCUGGGUGAUGCUUACUAUGCGUCUAGCACCCAGUAUGGCACAAGGAAGCCUCCAAACAGAACUGGCAAAUCUGGCACGCAUGGCUCUAUCACAGUCAGGCCUGGGCCCAUAAGUGGACACCACGGCCCGAACCAGCUUCAAGUUCACCAGGAGUUUGUGGUGUUCGAUCGCGAGCAGGCAUACCCAGCAUUUGUUGUGCAGACCAGUCACUCAAAGGCCCAGCAACCUAGCAAAGCGCACGUGUUUGACAUCCGGGCACUUUUUGAGGCGAAGCAAGACGCUCGAGCCUACUGGCAAUCCUUCGACACUUCGACACCGCAUUGCACAGAAGAGACAGACUGGGUCAAGUACGCAGAUCCUGACGAGGGCCAAUUCUGGUUCCACAACAGCAAGACUGAUGAGUGCUUUCUCGAGGAGAAUGCUGCAGCGAGUGGCUGGGAACGAAGGGUGGACCCUGGCGUGAUGACCCCGAACGAAAGCAGCGGAGCACAGUCGGAAAGGAUUGCCGAGCAGAAGCAGGAAGAGGAGAUGCGGCAGCAGCAGGACACGAAGGUCAAAGACUUUUCUGCGGCACUCUUGGACCUGCAACAACAAGAGUCGCCGAGCUUUUCAGCAGUGUUGGAGUUGCAGAAAGCCGUCAGUGAGACCCUGCUCAAAGUCACGAGCGCGACGGUCGCACAGGAGCAGGAAGGAAGAAAGGCAAUCAAGGCCCAGCUUGAAGACGUACGCGCUCAGUUGGAAAAGGAGAAAGUUGCCAGAGAAGCCGUGGAGUCAAAGCUUAAAGACGCCCUUGUUGAGUUGGAAAAUGAGCGGCUUGAGAAGGAGGCCGCUGAGUGCAAGCUCGAGCACAGUCUCGCCAAACUGGAGAAGGAGGCUCUUGAAAGGGAUUCCAAGCUCAAUGACACGCUUGCCGAGUUGGGGAGGGAACGGGAGCAGCGAGAAGCUGCCGAGAAGCGGCUUUCUGACAUGGAGGUGCAGAAGCACAAUGCGCAUCAUGGUGCAUGCUGGCAGUAUGACAUGGACGGCCACUGGCAUGCAUUCCCACCAGAGGGGAACGAUCAGAUGCAUCAGGCUUAUCUGGCAUACAUCAAGGACGGGCGAUGCUUCUCCGCAAAGAUUGUCGCUGGCGGAGUUGAGCGUGUAGUUGACUUUAAGGCCAUGACCCAGAUGCAUAAGUCCACCUGGAAAGUUCGGAAAGUUCGCAUUGUUGCAGGUGUUCCUCCACAAUGGGCAAGUACCCCGGCAGCUCUGUUGACACAGCGUGACGAUCUGUCUUCCUUCUAUGUUGAGGUUACGGAUGCACGGGUGCAUGAGUGGGUCAGUCGCAUUCUGCGAUCGACGGGUCAUGCAUGGGAUGUAUCGACCGUUUGCUCCCACAUGAAGAAAGCCACCAUCAAGUCUGUGCAUCGAAUUGAGAACUUUCAGCUUUGGCACCGAUACCAAGCAAGGCUAACUGCCAUGAGAGAAGAUCAGGCAAAAUACAAUGUUUCUGUACGGCCGGCCCCUGUUGAUCUUGAUGGCAUUGAAGGCACAAUGGGUCUUAGCCAGUCUCAUUUGGACUGUGGCGAACCAUUGGCUCGCGAUGUAGAUGAGAAGAUUUUGUUGCAUGGAACGUCCUAUCUCAAUGCCGACUCUAUCGUCAUGCAUGGCUUCGAUCAUCGCACCUGUAUGCGCGGGAUGUACGGAGAUGGGGUUUACUUUGCUGGUGCUGCGUGCAAGAGUCAUCAGUACUCUUGCGGGGUUCACACUGGCAACGCCUCUAGUACAUGCAAGUGUGAGAGGACGUUGAUCAUUGCCCGCGUUGCGCUGGGUGGGGGCCGUAUUGGCUUUGAUGAUGUGGAGCUUCAGAAGGAAAGAUUCGGAUUCCUCCAUCAGUGGUAUCAGGGUUAUUGGAUGCCGCACAAGAAUAGGAACGAUUUCUCCCAGCAUAUCGGACAGAUCUUCGGGUCUAAGCUCAGCGUGAAGGAGGAAGCUCAAAUGGAGUGGACUUACUGCGGACACGGAACCGAACAGGUGAUGAGCCCAAAUGUUGCCACUGGUGCAGCACUUCUGGAAGGUGAGCAGCUGGGCCCGAACUAUGGGGCAGUGGAUGCGACUAGGUAUGAAGCUGGUUUGGCGAAUGGUGUUCGACCGGUCUUCCGGAUCGGACGCGGCGACGUUUUCAGCCGGACUGGGCGCGCGAACGGUGAUGCGAUCGUGGACAACACAGAUGGCAUCUGCGGCAACGGCUGUGAGUCAGAGGAUUCAGUUUCAGUCGAUGUUUGGACAAGGAGGCGUGUGAUGGAUCCAGUCUUGCAGCAUGUGACAAGGGCAUCUCCAGCUCAGCCUUCCAUGACUUCGCAUACGGCAGAGAAUAAUGCUCAAGGAGGUCGUCAAACUUCAGCUCAAGGUGGGGUGUUUCCUCCGACAGUCGCUGAGGCUAUGAACGCCUGGACGGCGAGACCCUCCUUGAUCGCACCUAGCCAGUCUGGGCCGCCUCCGCUCAGAGACGAGAGUUCGACAAGCAGCCUGUCUCCUGAGAGGGUUAUGGAGGAGGUCAAAAGACAAGUUCAGUUGGCAAUGGCAGACAAGGACACAGAGCUCAAAGAGCUCAGGCAUCUUCAAGACUUCAUGGCGGGGAUGAAGGGCAUGAACAAAGGAUUUCCUUGGAAGGGUCAAGUGGAGGAGCAGGCAAUGAACCUGGUCCCAAUCCGCUGGCAUGGACUUCCAAUGUUCUUAGUCCUCAAGAAGAUCCACGCCUUUUAUAUGGGAGUGCUGGAGUAUCAAGCGGCAAUCCUCCUGGCGCAGGAGAACUUCUAA